ACCUUGGGGGCAGAAGUAACUUAUCACUGAAGUGACUAAAGGGGAAUAAUGGUGAUUUUGCGCCGGGCACGGCCGCCUGCUUCCGCCCCGACCAGCAAUGAAUCUUGACUCGCUCUCGCUGGCUUUGUCUCAAAUCAGCUACUUGGUGGACAAUUUAACUAAGAAAAACUACAGAGCCAGCCAGCAGGAUAUACAACAUAUUGUGAAUCGUCACGGCCCUGAGGCAGACAGGCAUUUGUUACGCUGUCUUUUCUCCCAUGUGGAUUUCAGUGGCGAUGGUAAAAGCAGUGGCAAAGAUUUCCAUCAGACACAGUUUCUGAUCCAGGAGUGUGUUUCGCUGAUUUCAAAGCCAAAUUUUAUUUCAACACUCUGCUACACAAUCGACAAUCCCUUGCACUACCAGAAGAGUUUGAAGCCUUCCACCCACUUGUUUACUCAGUUGAGUAAAGUUCUCAAGCUAAGCAAGGUUCAAGAAGUUAUAUUUGGCCUUGCUUUGCUGAAUUCGUGCAACGCAGACCUUCGUGGUUUUGCCGCGCAGUUCGUCAAACAAAGGCUCCCGGACCUCCUCCGCUCGUACGUGGACGCGGACCUUGGAGGAAACCAGGAAGGUGGCUUCCAAGAUAUUGCCAUAGAGGUCCUGCACCUGCUCCUCUCUCAUCUUCUUUUUGGACAGAAGGGAGCCAGCGGGGUCGGACAAGAGCAGAUUGACGCGUUCCUCAGGACCCUGUGCAGAGAUUUCCCGCAGGAGCGCUGCCCUGUGGUGCUCUCACCACUGCUAUACCCUGAAAAACGGGACAUUCUGAUGGACAGGAUUCUGCCAGACUCGGGAGAGUUAGCCAAGACCAUGAUGGAGAGUUCUCUCGCAGAGUUCAUGCAGGAAGUUGGCUAUGGCUUUUGUGCAAGUCUCGAUGAAUGCCGCAACAUAAUCCUACAGUAUGGGGUGCGAGAGGUUACUGCCAGCCAGGUGGCCAGGGUCCUGGGGAUGAUGGCUCGCACCCACUCUGGCUUGUCUGAUGGAAUCCCCCUACAGUCCAUCUCGGCUCCGGGCAGUGGCAUUUGGAGCGAUGGAAAGGACAAAGGUGAUGGCUCUCAGGCGCACACCUGGAAUGUAGAAGUUCUAAUUGAUGUGGUCAAAGAAGUUAACCCCAAUCUGAACUUUAAAGAGGUGACCUAUGAGCUUGACCACCCUGGCUUCAUAAUCCGGGACAGCAAGGGACUGCAGAUGGUGGUGUAUGGGAUCCAGAGGGGCCUGGGCAUGGAGGUGUUCCCUGUCGACCUAAUCUACCGUCCCUGGAAGCAUGCUGAAGGACAGCUGUCAUUCAUCCAGCACUCCCUCAUGAGCCCAGAUGUGUUCUGCUUUGCUGACUACCCCUGCCACACCGUAGCAAUUGACAUACUGAAGGCCCCACCUGAGGAUGAUAACCGAGAGAUAGCCACCUGGAAGAGCCUAGACCUGGUGGAAAGCCUCCUGCGCCUCUCUGAGGUGGGCCAGUACGAGCAGGUAAAGCAGCUCUUCAGCUUCCCCAUCAAGCACUGUCCUGACAUGCUGGUGCUGGCGCUGCUGCAGAUAAGCACCUCCUGGCACACCCUGCGCCACGAGCUCAUCUCCACCCUCAUGCCAAUCUUCCUGGGCAACCACCCCAACUCUGCUAUCAUUUUACACUACGCCUGGCAUGGACAGGGCCAGUCCCCCUCUAUCCGUCAGCUGAUCAUGCACUCAAUGGCUGAGUGGUACAUGAGAGGGGAGCAGUACGACCAGGCCAAGCUCUCCCGCAUCCUGGAUGUGGCCCAGGACUUGAAGUCUCUAUCUAUGCUGCUUAAUGGUACUCCAUUUGCCUUCGUUAUCGACCUUGCUGCACUUGCCUCUCGCCGUGAAUACCUCAAACUUGACAAAUGGCUGACUGACAAAAUCCGAGAGCAUGGGGUGAGUGGUGAGCCCUUCAUCCAGGCGUGUGUUACGUUCCUGAAGAGACGUUGUCCCUCUAUCAUUGGUGGUCUGGCCCUAGAAAAAGACCAGCCCAAAAGCGCCCUCCUUCCCCCGGAAACGAUGGCUACCAUGCUGGGUUGUCUGCAGUCCUGUGCAGGGAGCGUCACUCAAGAGCUCUCCGAGACUAUCUUGACCAUGGCUGCCAACUGUAGCAACGUCAUGAACAAAGCCCGCCAGCCACCACCAGGGGUCAUGCCAAAGGGACGUGCUCCCAGCACCAGCAGCCUAGAUGCAAUUUCCCCUGUGCAAGUGUCGGUGUCUCCUCUCCAGAUGGAUCCCCUGACAGCCAUGGGCUCCCUCAACCUGGGCAGCUCUGCCACCUCUCACACACAGAGUAUGCAGGGCUUUCCCACCCCGCUGGGCUCUGCUUUCAGCAACCCCCAGUCCCCAGCUAAGGCCUUCCCUCCACUGUCUAACCCCAGCACACCAUUUGGGGGGAUUGGAAGUCUCUCUUCACAGCUAGGUAACCCAGGUCCGCUGGGAUCAGGCAUUUGCUCUGGUAUUGGUUCUGGUCUUGGAAUGCCAGCGGUGAGCAGUGAUCCGUUUGGGACAAGGAAGAUGAGCACACCAGGCCUGAAUCCGCCCACCUUUCAGCAGAGUAAGAUGGCCUCUGACCUAUCUCAGGUGUGGCCAGAGGCUAACCAGCACUUUAGUAAGGAGAUUGAUGAUGAGGCUAACAGCUACUUCCAGCGCAUCUACAACCACCCCCCACACCCCACCAUGUCUGUGGAUGAGGUGCUGGAGAUGCUGCAAAGGUUCAAGGACUCCACCAUCAAGCGAGAGCGUGAGGUCUUUAACUGUAUGUUGAGGAACUUGUUUGAGGAGUACCGCUUCUUCCCCCAGUACCCUGACAAGGAGCUACACAUCACCGCCUGCCUGUUCGGGGGGAUCAUUGAGAAAGGCCUUGUCACCUACAUGGCCCUCGGACUGGCCCUUCGAUAUGUACUCGAAGCCUUGAGGAAGCCAUUUGGGUCCAAAAUGUAUUACUUUGGAAUCGCUGCUCUAGAUAGAUUCAAAAAUAGACUGAAGGACUAUCCCCAAUAUUGUCAGCACUUGGCCUCAAUCGGCCACUUCCUGCAAUUCCCCCAUCAUUUACAAGAGUGCGUGCAGUAUAUUGAGUAUGGCCAACAGUCACGGGACCCUCCGGUGAAGAUGCAGGGAUCCAUCACCACCCCAGGAAGCCUGGCGCUGGCGCAAGUUCAGGCCUUGUCUCAGCCUCCCAAAGCCCCCCAGCCUGGACAGCCCAGCACCCUGGUCACCACAGCUACCACCACCACCACUGUCGCCAAAAACACUACCAUCACCCGGCCUACCCCUGGCUUCAAGAAGGAUGUGCCGCCUUCCAUCAACACCACAAACAUCGACACACUUCUAGUAGCAACAGACCAAACCGAGAGGAUUGUGGAACCCCCAGAAAAUGUUCAAGAGAAAAUUGCUUUCAUCUUCAAUAACCUGUCACAAUCCAACAUGACACAGAAGGUUGAGGAGUUAAAGGAGACUGUCAAAGAGGAGUUCAUGCCCUGGGUCUCUCAGUAUCUGGUCAUGAAGAGGGUCAGCAUUGAGCCCAACUUCCACAGCCUGUACUCCAACUUCUUGGACACCCUGAAGAACCCAGAGUUUGUCAAAAUGGCCCUGAAUGAAACUUACAGAAACAUCAAGGUUCUCCUUACCUCUGAUAAGGCAGCUGCAAACUUCUCUGAUCGAUCCCUACUGAAGAAUUUGGGUCACUGGCUUGGUAUGAUCACUCUGGCUAAAAACAAGCCCAUCCUGUACACAGAUUUGGAGGUGAAAUCCCUGUUGUUGGAAGCGUAUGUCAAGGGGCAGCAGGAGCUACUCUAUGUGGUCCCGUUUGUGGCCAAAGUCCUGGAAUCCAGUUUACGUAGCGUGAUUUUUCGACCCCAGAAUCCCUGGACGAUGGCCAUCAUGAAUGUUCUGGCAGAGCUGCAUACAGAGCAUGGCCUCAAGCUGAACUUGAAGUUUGAGAUUGAGGUGCUGUGUAAGAACUUAUCAUUGGACAUCAAUGACCUGAAGCCUGGCACCCUUCUGAAGGACAAAGACAAGUUGAAGAGCCUGGAGGAACAGCUCUCUGCACCAAAGAAAGAGGCCAAGCCCCCUGAAGAAAUGCUCCCUGUUGUUAGCACAGGUAUCCAGCACUUUCAAAUUGGGAUGCCCCUUGUCGGAGACUUUCUUCCAUUUGCAGCUGCGCCAUCCACUCCUGCCGCAACCACCACUUGCUCAGCUACUGGUCCCCCUACCCCACAGUUUAGCUAUCAUGACAUCAAUGUGUACGCCCUUGCAGGGCUAGCCCCUCACAUCAAUAUCAACAUCAAUAUCCCCUUGCUCCAAGCCCACCCUCAGCUUAAGCAGUGUGUGAGACAGUCCAUUGAGCGGGCCGUGCAGGAGCUCGUCCACCCUGUGGUGGACCGUUCCAUCAAGAUCGCCAUGACUACCUGCGAGCAGAUUGUCAGGAAGGACUUUGCCCUGGACUCCGAGGAGUCGCGCAUGCGUGUGGCUGCCCAUCACAUGAUGCGUAACCUGACCGCCGGCAUGGCCAUGAUCACCUGCCGGGAGCCCCUGCUCAUGAGUAUCGCUACCAACCUGAAGAACAGCUUUGCCGCAGCCCUCAGAGCCCCCACCCCCCAGCAGAGAGAGAUGAUGGAGGAGGCUGCUGCUAGGGUUGCCCAGGACAACUGUGAGCUGGCCUGCUGCUUCAUUCAGAAGACUGCAGUGGAGAAGGCUGGCCCAGAGAUGGACAAGAGACUGGCCACGGAGUUUGAGCUGAGGAAGCACGCCCGUCAGGAGGGUCGUCGCUACUGCGACCCUGUGGUGCUGACCUACCAGGCAGAGCGCAUGCCAGAGCAGAUCAGACUCAAGGUUGGAGGAGUAGACCCCAAACAGCUGGCGGUGUACGAGGAGUUUGCCAGGAAUGUUCCAGGCUUCCUACCCAGCAACGACCUGUCUCAGCCCACUGGAUUCCUUGCCCAGCCCAUGAAGCAACAGGCAUGGGCCACAGACGAUGUGGCUCAGAUUUAUGACAAGUGCAUGGCGGACCUGGAGCAGCACCUCCAUGCCAUCCCCCCAGCGCUGGCCAUGAACCCCCAGACUCAAGCCCUGCGCAGUCUGCUGGAGGCAGUGGCCCUGGCCAGGAACUCCCGGGAUGGCAUUGCUGCUCUGGGCCUGCUGCAGAAGGCUGUGGAGGGUCUGCUCGAUGCCACCAGUGGUGCCGAUGCUGACCUGCUCCUGCGGUACAGAGAGUGUCACCUGCUGGUGCUCAAAGCCCUCCAGGACGGACGGGCAUACGGACCACAAUGGUGCAACAAACAGAUUACCAGGUGCCUGAUUGAGUGCCGUGAUGAGUACAAGUACAAUGUGGAGGCUGUGGAGCUGUUGAUCAGAAACCACCUGGUCAACAUGCAGCAGUACGACCUGCACCUGGCACAGUCUAUGGAGAACGGUCUGCACUACAUGGCAGUGGCAUUUGCCAUGCAGCUGGUAAAGCUGCUGCUGGUGGAUGAGCGCAGUGUGAGCCACAUCACAGAGGCCGACCUGUUCCACACCAUCGAGACUCUGAUGAGAACCAGCGCACACUCUAGGGCCAAUGCACCCGAGGGGCUUCCUCAGCUGAUGGAUGUGGUCCGCUCUAACUACGAGGCCAUGAUCGACCGGGCCCAUGGAGGACCCAACUUUAUGAUGCACUCUGGCAUCUCCCAAGCGUCUGAGUACGACGACCCGCCGGGCCUGAGGGAGAAGGCGGAGUACUUGCUGAGGGAAUGGGUCAACCUGUACCACUCUGCAGCCGCUGGCCGGGACAGCACCAAGGCCUUUUCUGCUUUUGUGGGCCAGGUAGCCAUGGCUGACAGAGGAAGAACUAUGAUUCCAAGCACCACCCUCCUUUUGAAGCUUCCAGUCUGUUAUUUGAACUCAAUCCGCAUGACCGUGAUCUCCAGCCUUGUCCCUGUCAACAGUCACACCAGUGUUAACGAGAGAAUCACUGACAUGUCAGCUGGUCCUUUUGUGGAAGGGCUGAAAUGCAGUGGAAAUGUUUUUAGGGAUUCAGUUCAUUUGCAUGGGGAAGAGGGACUUGGCAAUUAAUUGCAAUUCAUCUGAUCACUCUUCAUAACAUUCUGGAGUAUAUGCAAAUUGCCAUCAUACAAACUGAGGCAGCAGUGAAACUUCUCAACUUUUGGCCAUGACUGUAUGUGAUAUCAACAGCUGUAUAUUUUCUGGGUGAUUUUAAAUAUUGACUGGCUUUCAUCAAGUUGCCCACUCAAGAAAAAGAUUCAAACUGUAACCAGUGCCUGCAACCUGGUUCAGGUUAUCGGUCAACCUACCAGGGUAGUUACCAACAGGAAUGAAAUCAUCAUAUAUUGAUCACAUCUUUACUAAUGCUGCAGAAAUUUGCUUGAAAGCAGUAUCUGGAUGUAGUGAUCACAAUAUAGUAGCCAUAUCUAGGAUAACCAAAGUUCUAAAGGCUGGGUCUAAUAUAGUGUAUGAGGUCAUACAAUACAUUUUGUAGCGAUUCCUAUGUUGAUGUAAAGAGUAUUUGUUGGUCUGUGGUGCCGCUGGACACAUUUAUGAAAUUGCUUAUUCCAAUUACUAAUAAGCAUUCACCCAUUUAAGAAAACGACUAAAAAUGGUUAAAUCCCUGUUGAUUGAGGAAUUGAAAAAUUGUAUGGUUGGGAGGGAUGAGGCAAAAGGAAUGGCAAAUAAGUCUGCCUGCACAACCAAUUGGCAAUGGUAUUGAGAAAUAAUGAUUAAACAAUCAAAUAAACUGUACUUUUCCAAGUAAAACUGACCAAAUUAUGAAAGACAAGCGGUGUAAUUUUGAAUUCUGUGAAGUGAGUGUGGAAGAGGAACAAAUUGUCUAUCAAUAAUGACAGGAUACCGGGGUCAGACAACUUGGAUGGAGAAGUACUGUGGAUAUUAAGACGAUAUUGCCACUCCUAUUUGCCAUAUUUUCAAUUUAAGACUACUAGAAAUUGUGUGCCCUCAGGCCUGUAGGGAAGCGUAAGUCAUUCCGCUACCUAAGAAUAGUAAAGCCCCCUUUACUGGCUCAAAUAGCAGACCAAUCAGCCUAUUACCAACCAUUAGUUAACUUUUGGGAAAAAAUGGUUUGACCAGAUACAUUAUUUUACAGUAAACAAACUUUCAGCUGCUUAUAGGAAAGGACAUUCAACAAGCACAGCUGUUACACAAAUUACUGUUUGGCUGAGAAAUUGAUAAGAUUUUUUAUUUUUAUUUUACCUUAAUUUAACUAGGCUAGUCAGUUAAAGAACAAAUUCUUAUUUUCAAUGACAGCGGGUUAACUCCCUGUUCAGGGGCAGAACGACAGAUUUGUACCUUUUCAGCUCGGGAGUUUGAACUUGCAACCUUCCGGUUACUAGUCCAAUGCUCUAACCACUAGGCUACCCUGCCGCCCUGUUAAAUUUCAGUGUCGCUUUUGACAUUAUCGAUCAUAGUCUGCUUGUGGGGACUUUAUUUGUAUUUUUUAUGGCUUACACCCCUGCUAUAUUGUGGGUAAGGAGUUACCUGUCUAACAGAACACAAGGUGUACUUUAAUAGAUGCCUUUCUAACAUAAUCCAGGUAGAAUCAGGAAUUCCCCAGGGCAGCUGUCUAGGCCUCUUUUUUCCUAAUGAGUAAAGCCAGUGUCUGUAUGCAGAUUUUUUUCUUUAUUAUUUAUCUGUUAUUUUACCAGGUAAGUUGACUGAGAACACGUUCUCAUUUGCAGCAACGACCUGGGGAAUAGUUACAGGGGAGAGGGGGAUGAAUGAGCCAAUUGUAAACUGGGGAUUAUUAGGUGACUGAUGGUUUGAGGGCCAGAUUGGGAAUUUAGCCAGGACACCGGGGUUAACACCCCUACUCUUACGAUAAGUGCCAUGGGAUCUUUAAUGACCUCAGAGUCAGGAGACCCGUUUAACGUCCCAUCCGAAAGACGGCACCCUACACUGGGCAUUGGGAUAUUUUUUUAGACCAGAGGAAAGAGUGCCUCCUACUGGCCCUCCAACACCACUUCUAGCAGCAUCUGGUCUCCCAUCCAAGAACUGACCAGGACCAACCCUGCUUAGCUUCAGAAGCAAGCAAGCAGUGGUAUGCAGGGUGGUAUGCUGCUGGAUGACCUCACCUAUACUCGUCAGCGACUGAAAUGACUGCACCACUUAACAAAAAGCUACAGUUUCAGAAUGGGUGGCAAGGAAUAAGUUAGCCCUAAAUAUUUCUAAAACUAAAAGCAUUGUAUUUGGGACAAAUCAUUCACUUUAACUUCAAAUAAAUAUUGUAAUGAAUGUGGAAAUUGAGAAUGUUGAGGUGACUAAACUGCUUGGAGUAACCCUGGAUUGUAAACUGUCAUGGUCAAAACAUGUUGAUACAACAGUAGCUAAGAUGGGGAGAAGUCUGUCCAUAAUAAAGCGCUCCUCUGCCUUAACAACACUAAACAAGGCAGGUCCUACAGGCCCUAGUUUUGUCGCACCUGGUCUACUGUUCAGUCUUGUGGUCCGGUGCCACAAGGAGGGACUUAGGAAAAUUGCAAUUGGCUCAGAACAGGGCAACACGACUGGCCCUUAAAUGUACACGGAGAGCUAACAUUAAUGAUAUGCUUGUCAAUCUUUCCUGGCUCAGUGGUAGAGAGUGACUUCAUGACUACUUGUUUUUGUAAGACGUGUUGACAAGCUGAAUACACC
This is a messenger RNA of Oncorhynchus keta (chum salmon), 8665 nucleotides long. Its product is annotated as CCR4-NOT transcription complex subunit 1-like. Lineage: Eukaryota; Metazoa; Chordata; Actinopteri; Salmoniformes; Salmonidae. Bases 98 to 6079 code for a protein of 1993 amino acids. The record is from RefSeq and is a predicted model, not a curated record. Gene Ontology annotation, biological process: nuclear-transcribed mRNA catabolic process, deadenylation-dependent decay. The transcript is spliced from 38 exons. Gene Ontology annotation, cellular component: CCR4-NOT core complex; P-body. Gene Ontology annotation, molecular function: molecular adaptor activity.